Helianthus annuus (common sunflower) is the source of this 390-nucleotide messenger RNA. Its product is annotated as pyruvate dehydrogenase E1 component subunit beta-1, mitochondrial-like. NCBI's taxonomy places the organism in Eukaryota, Viridiplantae, Streptophyta, Magnoliopsida, Asterales, Asteraceae. Gene Ontology annotation, biological process: pyruvate decarboxylation to acetyl-CoA. The transcript is spliced from 4 exons. Gene Ontology annotation, molecular function: pyruvate dehydrogenase (acetyl-transferring) activity. The coding region runs from base 75 to 374 and encodes 99 amino acids. The record is from RefSeq and is a predicted model, not a curated record.
AUUUGGCUCACCAUAUUUACUAGACACAGAUUGAAAGAGAAGGGAAAGACGUCACAAUUAUAGCUUUCUCGAACAUGGUUGGCUAUGCUCUUAAGGCUGCUGAAAUACUUGAAAAGGACGGAAUAAAUGCAGAGGUUAUAAACCUGCGUUCUAUUCGACCACUAGAUAGAGCUACAAUCAAUGCUUCAGUUAGAGAAACUAACCGUCUUUUCACUGUUGAGGAGGGGUUCCCUCAACAUGGCAUUGGUGCUAAGAUCUGUGCAUCUGUUGUUGAAGAUAGCUUUGGUUAUCUCGAUGCACCAGUCGAGAGGAUUGCAGGGGUCGAUGUUCCCACACCUUACGCUGCCAGAUUUGUUUUUUCAAUGUCGUUUUGAAACUUAUUGGAUAGUA